UUCUACGAGAAACCCUUUUAUUGGAUAAAGCUUUUCUGCUUCUUUUAUUUUUUGAUAAUGGGUUUUGUUUGAUUGUGGGUAAAACCCUAGAAGGAGAGUGACAAAAGUUAAAGGACGAUGCCAAAUUAAAGUAUGAACAGUUAAGUGAGUAUCGAUGGGUUUCAUGGCGCCAUGUGGAGAGCACAUACGUUCUACACUUCCACAUGGAUUCGUCAAUCUAUAACUUUGAGAUUGAGAAAUGAUAGUAGUUUUACUCCUUUCAAGAGAGAAACAGUGGCAAAUAAGAACAAACAGUUUGGUGCCAAGAGCAAACAGAAAACCCAGAUUUUGUUUUUUCAAGUAAAAGCUCUGUAAGAAGAAAAAAGCCAGAAGGAACACCCUAAUUUCAAUGCAAGAGAUCGUAAAAGAGAUAUCUUUCCCUCUUUCUCCAAUUUCUUUAGUCAACCAGAUUAUUGUGUUCUGCCUGGAAUCUUCAUAAUCUCUAUCCAGCUAUAUUAGUGUGGUAGCUUUUCUGCUUUUAUAUAGAUCUGCUUCUUGCUAUUUAAGCCAUUUCCUAAAGGAAAAAUGGGGAAAACAGGUGAAAGUCGAAUCUUUUCUUCCUUACACUGUAUCUUCAAACUCUCUUUUCUCUGUUUUGCGGUCUUUGUUCUUUCUCUAAUAUUUUUUUGUUUCAAAACUUUUGGAUUAUCUCCUUUUCUUGUAACAAUCUCUAUUUUGUUUGUAUCAACUAUUUUUAUUGUCACAUUUUUAAAGAAAAAGGGGAUUACCAUUGAGAAUAUUGAGAAGCCAAAUCAAGAUGAAGGUUCCAUUUGUAGCCCAAAGAGCAUACUUGUGAAGGAAGUUGAACAGAAGCUAAAUCAAGAACUAGAAAUUGUUACGUUGUGUAAUUCUGCUCAAGAAAGUGAAGUUAGUGACAUACAUGAUUAUCAAGUUGAAUCAACAGAUUUUCCAUCAGCUAGUGAAAGUGGUGAUGAUUUGUCAGAAAGUGAAAAUUUUGAGCUCAAUUGGAUGUCUUUCAAUAAUGCAAGUAAAAAUGUAGCAAUUUCUGAAAUUUUAGGUUCUUCUUCUGAAGAUGACGAAGAUGAAGAUGAUAAUCUCAUUGAAAUCAGUUUUCCGGAUAGUAAUUCUGUUGAGUUGAAUGAAGAGUCAGAGGAAAAAUUGCAGACAUACAUGUCUGAAAAUGUUUUCAAUCAAGAGGGUUUACUGGAGCUAUUAGCAGAUAUCAAUGAGGUUACUGAGGAAGAGAACUUGAUUGAGAUUGACCUUUCUAUGGGCUCCAUCAAGGGUUGAAGUUUAGAUAUUGAACCAGAAAUGAAGGAUACUGAAAAUAUCUUCUUCUGUAACUAAGGUUCAUGCUAGGGUUUAGGCGUAGGACAAGAAGUUAUUGUAUGUUUCAGUAAUGCUUGUGUUUCUAUUGCAGCUUCUGCAGUAUUAUUAAUUAACUUGGUCUAUCUUACAAGUUUGAUAUUUUUUGGAACA
Messenger RNA from Jatropha curcas, 1479 nucleotides. RefSeq lists its product as uncharacterized. Lineage: Eukaryota; Viridiplantae; Streptophyta; Magnoliopsida; Malpighiales; Euphorbiaceae. The record is from RefSeq and is a predicted model, not a curated record.